AUGACUUCAGAGGACUGGACCAAGGAGGAAGGAGAAGACAAAGAUGAUAUUUCCAGUGUUACCGAGGGACCAAGUGAAACCGCGUCAACUGUGCCGGAGAGUGAAGGUGGAGUGCCUCUCCCAGUGCCGAGUAUUUUCUCAGCCACUUCAAUGUCUCGUCGCCAGCUUACCCCCAUGGACCACGAGAAACUAGCAGGUGGAGCGUGGCUCGAGCAGGAGGAUGCCAAAUCCACAGCUCCUCCUUCAGAGGCCGAGUCUGCUGCGGUCACCCGGGCCGCCAGUAUGGCCGCCAAAUAUUCCGGGUGGAACGAGAAUGCCGUUGAGGCUGAGAAGAAAAUGGCACCACCUGCCUUGACACGCGCAGUACCGGCAAAAGGAUCUGAGCCUGAGAGGAGAAUUAAAGGCUGGGCUAAAAUCACUUCAGCCGAUCCGGAACGCAGUGCUCGUAUCUUGAAAAUGUCAGAUCCCACGCGCUUCGACAAAACCAAAGAAGAUGAAACUGAAAACCCGUCUGGUCGUACCAUUAUUGGCGCCAAAGAUCGAAGCAGACUCCAUAAGCAGAUCCGUACUGGGGGUGCCGAGUCUGCUUCCCCAACCAUCUAA
Talaromyces stipitatus ATCC 10500 is the source of this 603-nucleotide messenger RNA. RefSeq lists its product as uncharacterized. The coding region runs from base 1 to 603 and encodes 200 amino acids. The transcript has 3 exons. The record is from RefSeq and is a predicted model, not a curated record. NCBI's taxonomy places the organism in Eukaryota, Fungi, Ascomycota, Eurotiomycetes, Eurotiales, Trichocomaceae.